CGGCCACCAACGCCUCUCGCAGGGAGGAUUAGAACAGAAACACACGGCUACCGGAAGUUUGGAGAAAGAGACGUAAAGACGGCCGCCGGGUUUCAACGCAUGCGUAGUGGCGGCGGAACUAGAGGAGGCUGAAGCUGCCUGGAAGAGGGCUAGUAUUUUACCGAGUCGCUGCUGAAUGCCUGUACAGCAUAUCCAGAAAUGACUUCCUUGGGAACCAGCAGCCAGGCGGCAACUGAAUAUGUGGUGCGUGUUCCCAAAAAUACCUCCAAAAAAUAUAAUAUUAUGGCCUUCAAUGCUGCCGACAAAGUCAACUUUGCCACUUGGCACCAGGCAAAGAUGGAGCGAGAUCUCAGCAAUAAGAAGAUCUACCAGGAAGAAGAAAUGCCUGAAUCAGGAGCUGGGAGUGAGUUCAACCGCAAGCUACGAGAAGAGGCACGGCGGAAGAAAUAUGGUAUCAUCUUAAAGGAGUUCAAGCCAGAAGACCAGCCCUGGAUCCUGAAAGUCAACGGCAAAGCUGGACGCAAGUUCAAAGGUGUGAAAAAGGGUGGCGUGACAGAAAACACAUCUUACUACAUCUUCACUCAGUGUCCAGAUGGUGCCUUUGAAGCCUUUCCAGUUAAUAACUGGUAUAACUUUACUCCCAUUGCCAAGCACCGUACAUUGACGGCAGAGGAAGCUGAGGAGGAAUGGGAGAGACGGAACAAAGUGCUGAACCAUUUUAGCAUCAUGCAACAGCGGCGGCUGAAGGACCAAGGGGAAGAGGAAGAGGAGGAGAAAGAGAAGAAAGGCAAAAAGAAAGGAAGUGAUUUGAAAAUCCAUGAUUUGGAAGAUGAUCUGGAAAUGAGCUCAGAUGACAGCGAAUUCAGUGAUGCUGAUGGUGAAAAGCCAACUAAACCCAAGAAGAAAGCCCCUCUCACCAAGAAGAAGAAGAAAAAGAAGGGAUCUGAUGAUGAAGCCUUCGAAGACAGUGAUGAUGGGGACUUUGAGGGUCAGGAGGUGGACUAUAUGUCUGAUGGCUCUAGUAGCUCAGUAGAGGAAGUGGUGGGAAAGCCCAAGACGACCAAUGAAGAAGACAUCCCCAAAGGUAUAGAUGAAGCAAGCGAAAGUAGUGAAGAGAGCGAGGAGGAAAAGCCUGCAGAAGAAAAAGAAGAGGAAGAGGAGGAGAAGAAGGUCCCCACUCCACAGGACAAGAAGAAGAAGAAAGAUAGCAGUGAUGAAUCUGAGACAUCUGAGGACAGCGACAUUGACAGCGAAGCCUCUUCAGCACUCUUUAUGACGAAAAAGAAGACCCCUCCCAAGAAGGAGCGCAAGGGCUCUGCUAGCAGCUCACAAGGGAACAGCCGCCCAGGGACUCCCUUGGUGGAUGCCAGCAGCACCUCUUCCACAUUGCGGGCUGCAGCCAACAAACUGGAGCAAGGUAAGCGGCAAGGAGGUUCUGGUGAGUUCCCUGCUGCCAAACGGCUGAAACUGGAAAGUGGAAACCAGGCUGCUACAACCUCUGGGAAAUCUACCCCCCAACCACAGUCGGGCAAGUCAACUCCCAACAGUGGUGAUGUACAGCUGACAGAAGAUGCUGUCCGCCGUUACUUGACCCGCAAACCCAUGACUACCAAGGAUCUCCUGAAGAAGUUCCAAACCAAGAAGACAGGGCUAAGCAGUGACCAGACAGUCAACGUUUUGGCCCAGAUACUUAAGCGUCUCAACCCCGAGCGCAAGAACAUCAAUGAUAAGAUGCACUUUUUCCUCAAAGAGUGAGAAGGGUUGACACUUGAGUCCAAAUACAAACUGGCCUUUAGCUCCUGCCGUCUGCCCAGGCAGCUCUCAGUCCCUUGUGUCUGCCUGGAAGCUGUGGGUCUAGGAACAAAGCCUGUGAGUCCUCUCGAGGCUGUGUGCAGUGGACGGUCAGGAUAUUGACUGAGCCUAUAGUGGGGUCUGAAAAACAUGGCCUCUUUGACUGGAGGAUAAUUUUCAGAACACAGAAAUGACAUACUACCAUUUUUAGAAAUAAAUACGAAGAUGUCUUUUAUAA
Messenger RNA from Anolis carolinensis (green anole), 2029 nucleotides. It is a transcript of the gene gtf2f1, whose product is annotated as general transcription factor IIF subunit 1. Bases 199 to 1755 code for a protein of 518 amino acids. The transcript is spliced from 14 exons. Gene Ontology annotation, biological process: transcription initiation at RNA polymerase II promoter; positive regulation of transcription elongation by RNA polymerase II. The record is from RefSeq and is a predicted model, not a curated record. NCBI's taxonomy places the organism in Eukaryota, Metazoa, Chordata, Lepidosauria, Squamata, Anolidae. Gene Ontology annotation, molecular function: RNA polymerase II general transcription initiation factor activity; TFIIF-class transcription factor complex binding; DNA binding. Gene Ontology annotation, cellular component: nucleus; transcription factor TFIIF complex.